This is a messenger RNA of Fusarium venenatum, 654 nucleotides long. NCBI's taxonomy places the organism in Eukaryota, Fungi, Ascomycota, Sordariomycetes, Hypocreales, Nectriaceae. The record is from RefSeq and is a predicted model, not a curated record.
AUGACACCUAAAUCUAAGCGAGUAACUGCUGAACAUACAAGAAAUCGCGUUCGCGAUAACCAACGUCGUCACCGUGCUCGGAGAAAAGACUACAUCGCCACACUGGAGGAGAAGAUUGCUGAAGCAGACAGAACCAUCUCAAGUCUAAGAAGCCAGGUUGACGAUCUUGAAGAGACGUUAAAACGCGACAGCAAUGGACGAACUUUGACGACACUCGCAGCAGGGCCCGAAUGUGUAGACAUUCAGGAAGCACCAACCGAUUUUGACAUAGACGAUCUACUACUUCCAAUUACCGGUCUUGUCACAGAGGAACCCAAGGAAAUAAACGACCCAGAUCGUGAUGACUUACCCGAUAUGAACAUCGAGCUCACUGACUUGGCACUAUCAAUCCUUCAACCUGCCAUGUUUCCUCCGCCAUCUCAGACGGGAGAUUCUCUUGCAUAUCAAAGCUACCAAAACAACAACUACCAAAAACAAAACCAAUCCGCAAUUGCGGCCAACACAUGCUGUUCACCUUCGUUUCCACCAGUUGAAACAGAACUAAGCGCAGAGCUAACCAGACUUUGCUGCGAAGCCUACAUCCUCAUCGCCCAACAAGAUGCCACUGUACUCAGAGACGAGACUAGUGAUGAGCUGCUGUUUGGUGAAGGCUGA